AAACAAAAUCAUGGAUCGACCAACGUCCACCGACGCCAAUAGUGAUGCUCCAUUGGAUAAUAAACUGGUGGGCCAAACUCCUGAUAAUGACCAGAAAUUGGCAACAGCCUCCGGAAAUAUCAUGAAAGCGUUUGCCACGAUUCGCAUCAUGGCCUAUGUAUUUGGUCGCUUACCUUUCCAAAUUGCGAAAAAGAAAAAUGGGAUGUACGCCUUCGUCUUUAAGAAAUAUUCAGCUCCAGCAAUUUACUUUUAUAUAACUUCCUCAAUGUUGGGAAUUAUAUUUUUCAUGUUAUGCAUUGGAUACGUAUCGAUAUUUUUCGAUGUCAAUGUCAGCAAAGUUAAAGACAGAUGUCAAGUAACCUGGGAGUCGUUCAACUUGUUAAGAACUGCUGUCCCCACUGCGAUUACUGUGAGUUGGCUGUACUUGACACUUUCGGGUAGCAUUUACACAAUGUUCCGAGGGAAGGAGUAUCUUCAUUAUUUGAAUUAUUGGAAUCGAGCAAUUGCGAUCCUCAAUUGCGACCCGAGCGAGGGCGCGAGAAGGUCAGCGCUAAUCGACAACGCCCACUGCCUCAUGCUCAUCCUCCUCUUCACCGGCUUUUACGGCAGUAAACAAGCCCCGUCCUUGCACGAGGGGGCUGCCUCCAUCGCAAACGCACUCGUCCGACUGUUCAUCCAGGACAUUGGGAUAAGCGAAGAAUUUAGCAAGAUUGUUUCAAAUCAGUCCGACUGCAAUAUGAGGAAGAAAGUAUACUCCACGUUGGACUAUGAUUCGGCAAGCUUCACAGUAUGGAAAUUGCUCGGGUUUAUUAUUCAGAUUUAUGCGUUGUAUGGGUCACUUUGCGUUAUAAUCCAGUUUCGGUUUUAUUGUCGACUACUAAGAAAUAUGGCGUAUAUAUGGAACGAAAGAUUUCAGAAUUUGCUUCACGGAGUUUCCGAAGACCCCAGUGAUCAAAAUAAGCGUCGACUAUCCCUAAGGUUCAUCAUGAAGGAUCACUUAAUAGUGGUUCAAAUGUUUAAACUAACAGAGAAUGCUUUUGCGUCUACCCUUCAGUCCUUCUAUACAGUUCAGAUAGUCAACAUGUGUAGUGAACUGUACUUUUUGAGUGCUAUGAGAGGAGUAUCGACCUGUGACAAAUUGAUAACUGACCUGCAGGGCGAGCAGCAAGUAAUCGUGAAGGCAUGUUUAAAGUUGGAUAAAGAUUUGGAUCUUGCACCCGUUUUGAAGUCAUCCUCAUCUAAAUUUUUUGCUGACCCAUGUUCACCAGUUCAAUUUAAAAUAUUACAAGAAGCAAUUGUGGCGUUAGUUCUACUACUACAAACUUUACGAAUAACAUUUUCCAUUACGAUGGACGCCUCACUUGCUUACGAGGAGGCAAUGCGUGGAUUUCAAAUUCUCCGUAGGCAUUGUUACAUGUACUGUUAUUCCAGGAGAGAAAGAAAUUUUAUACAUAGUCUUAUAUUUUCAUUUGCUGGCAACAAUCCCAUACAUAUAACCGCUGGAAAAUAUUUCGUUGUGAAUAAAGCCCUCAUAUCCGUGAUCGCGGGAUCCAUAUUUACGUAUUACGUUAUUUUACUACAGUUUCGACCAGGAAAUUUCGACACAAAAGACUUCUGCGUCGAAAGCGUCUGCAGUGAUUUAAAUUCGUAUAAAGAGUACUCCGGUGUCGACGUCCAAUGUAGCAAGGUUUUCUUGAAUAGCAAUAGUACUACUACCCCAUAGCAUUUAUAAUUACAUAUUUUCUUUGUGAUUCACAAUUUGUGAUAAAGUGGGUACAUGCUAACAGAGAUAUAGAUAAGUACAUGUGCUAACUAAGGAUUAGUGAAUAAUGCGAAGUGAAUAUUGAGUGCAUGAGACAAAGUUGCGAAAAAGUUCAAAAUAUAGCAUAGUGCAUGAGUGAGUCUCUAGGAAAACAAUAAAUCCACAUGUGUACAUAAAUUCA
Messenger RNA from Folsomia candida, 1943 nucleotides. RefSeq lists its product as uncharacterized. Bases 11 to 1723 code for a protein of 570 amino acids. The transcript has 13 exons. Gene Ontology annotation, cellular component: membrane. Gene Ontology annotation, biological process: sensory perception of taste. NCBI's taxonomy places the organism in Eukaryota, Metazoa, Arthropoda, Collembola, Entomobryomorpha, Isotomidae. The record is from RefSeq and is a predicted model, not a curated record.